Penicillium waksmanii is the source of this 408-nucleotide messenger RNA. RefSeq names its product Choline-sulfatase. Gene Ontology annotation, molecular function: sulfuric ester hydrolase activity. The record is from RefSeq and is a predicted model, not a curated record. NCBI's taxonomy places the organism in Eukaryota, Fungi, Ascomycota, Eurotiomycetes, Eurotiales, Aspergillaceae. The transcript has a single exon. The coding region runs from base 1 to 408 and encodes 135 amino acids.
AUGGAUAACCAAGGGUACUGGGACAUAUACAAAAAUAUCAACAUUCCACUCCCCAAGAAUAGUACCAUCCCUCACAACCAGCUAGACGCACACUGUCAGCAAAUUCUCAGGCACAUCAAUCUGUUUAGCACAGACCUACCCAAGGACCACAUCGAGACAGCCCGCUAUACAUACUACGCCCUCUACACUUACGUUAACACCAACAGUAGCAAGGUACUCAAGGUACUCAAGAACACUGGUCUAGAUGAGGAUACAAUCAUUGUUUUCACUGGUGAUCACGGUGACAUACUUGGCGAACGCGGUCUGUGGUACAAGAUGGCCUGGUUUGAGAACUCCUCCCGAGUGCCCAUGCUCUUCCAUGCUCCUAAGAAGUUUACUCCCAAGCGCGUCUCUGACCUCUACGGUUGA